CUUGCAGCCCUCCCCAGCACCGCGUAGACUUUGGAACCUUCUACCUCCUAUAAAUACACAAAUUAAUUUCUGGGUUUCCUCCAAAAACGGAGGAAAAGUGAUAGGGAAACAAUGGGAAGCUUAGCAAACAACGUUGUAAGUAAUAAUCCGAGGAAACCCAGGUUUCUUUGCCUCCAUGGAUUCAGAACCAGCGCCGAGAUUCUCAAGAAACAGGUGGUCGGGAAAUGGAAUCCGGCCGUGGUGGAGAAACUGGACCUUGUGUUUGUAGAUGCGCCGUUUCCCUGCCAGGGAAAAUCUGAUGUGGAGGGAUUGUUCGAUCCUCCUUAUUAUGAGUGGUUCCAGUUCAACAAGGAUUUCACAGAAUAUGAGAACUUUGAUGAGUGUCUUGAGUACAUAGAGGAUUACAUGAUAAAGCAUGGACCUUUUGAUGGUCUUCUAGGUUUCUCCCAGGGUGCAAUUCUGUCAGCAGCAUUGCCUGGAUUACAAGAGAAGGGUGUGGCUUUGAACAAGGUUCCCAAGAUCAAAUAUCUCAUAAUAAUUGGAGGAGCAAAAAUGAGGAACAAAGAAAUUGCAGAAAUGGCAUAUGCUUCACCAGUUUCAUGCCCUUCUGUUCAUUUCAUAGGAAAGGAAGAUUUCCUCAGGGAGCCUGGUCUGCAGCUCAUAGAAUCAUGUGUUGAUCCCUUAGUCAUUCAUCAUCCUAAGGGCCACACAAUCCCGCGAUUUGACGAGAAAGGGUUGGAAGAUAUGCUUUCUUUUGUGGAGAGGAUACAGAAGGAGAUUAACAUGGCAGAAGAGCAGAUUGAAGAACAGAUUGUGUGUUAGUAUUCCAUCUUGGAACAUUAUUUGUAUUUUGCUGUGUCUGGUCAUAUAAUGGCCAUACCAUAUUGUAACAAAAAACUUAGCCAUAAAUGAUACGGAGUAUGAUAUUGGCUUAUACCGGAAA
This is a messenger RNA of Ipomoea triloba (trilobed morning glory), 943 nucleotides long. Its product is annotated as dihydrofolate reductase-like. The transcript has 5 exons. Lineage: Eukaryota; Viridiplantae; Streptophyta; Magnoliopsida; Solanales; Convolvulaceae. Bases 112 to 822 code for a protein of 236 amino acids. The record is from RefSeq and is a predicted model, not a curated record.